AUGAGGUCACUAUCAUUCCUGGGCGUUUCCUCGCUCGCCCUCUCCUCCCUCGCCCUGCCUACCAUGAAUCAGAACCAGCAUCGAUUCGUGGGCCUUGCCGAUCUUGCCGAUGAGGACAAACCGCAAGCUAUCAAAGAUGCAUUCAGCCAUGCGUGGAAGGGCUAUAUGACUUACGCUUACCCAAUGGACGAACUCCGGCCAGUCUCCAACGGGGGAUCCAACCCACUGAACGGUUGGGGAGCCACGCCAGUUGAUGCGCUUUCGACUGCCAUCAUCAUGGGCUUGCCAGAUGUCGUGAACCAGAUCCUGGAUCAUAUUAGCAAGAUCGAUUUCAGCAAGACAGACGAUCUCUGCAGCUUGUUUGAGACCACUAUCCGCUACCUAGGGGGUUUGAUAUCUGGUUACGACCUGUUGAAGGAUUCAGGAGCUAUGAACGCAGAUCCCAAAAAAGUCGAUGUCCUGCUCAAGAAAGCUGUAGAGCUUGCGGAUGUCCUUAAAUUCUCAUUCAACUCUACCACCGGCAUUCCCUCAAACACCCUGAACAUUCCUAAGCAGAUUACUGACGGCGCCACCAGCAACGGCCUUGCAACGGUCGGAACGCUGGUUCUUGAGUGGACGCGGCUCUCUGACUUGACCAACAAGGAAGAGUACGGCAAGCUUGCCCAGAAGGCUGAGGAGUACUUGCUCAACCCCCAGCCCAAGUCGAACGAGGUAUUCCCCGGUCUUGUUGGAGGAAGCAUCAACAUCCAGACCGGCAAGUUUGAGCGUGCCAGCGCCAGCUGGGAGGGUGGUGAUGAUUCCUUUUACGAAUAUCUGAUCAAGAUGUACGUCUACGACAGUAGUACGUUUGGAAAAUACAAAGACAGAUGGGUGCUGGCUGCCCAGUCGACAAUUGAACAUUUGAAAUCUUCCCCUUUGCUACACCCUGACACCACAUUUGUUGGAGCCUGGGCAAACGGAGCAUUGGUCAAGAGCUCCCAGCAUCUCGCUUGCUUUGAUGGAGGCAACUUCAUCCUCGGCGGACGAGAGCUAAACCGACCUGACUUCACCCGAUUCGGACUGAAGCUGGUUGACGGCUGCCACAAGACUUAUGCCAACACAGUGACCAAGAUCGGACCUGAAUCCUGGGGUUGGGACGAGAAGAACGUCCCCAGGGACCAGGCUUCCUUCUUCGCCAAGUCUGGCUUUUAUAUAAACAGCUCUGGCUAUGUCUUGAGACCUGAGGUCAUCGAGAGUUUCUACUACGCUUACCGAGUCACUGGAGACAAGAAGGUAUGUAUACUCGUCAUUCUAUGCACACGGGUUCAUAUGUUGCUUUCUCGACUAAUUUCCCCUCGCUCUAAACAGUAUCAACAAUGGAUCUGGGAUGCCUUUGUGGCCAUCAGCGAAACCACAAAGACGGACAGCGGUUUCUCCUCCAUCAGCGAUGUCAACGCUGCUAAGGGCGGAUCCAAGACGGACAGCCAGCCCAGCUUCUUCUUUGCAGAGACUCUGAAGUACACCUACCUGGCUUUCUCCGAUGAAGCCGACUGGCAGAUUAGCCGUAGUGGAAAGGACAAGUUCGUCUUCAACACGGAGGCUCACCCCAUCCGUGUCCGCAACUAGGCCUCUUCUAAUCAACUUUCCUUUCACUGUACAUAUUAUUCUUUGCGCUGCAAGGCUGUCCGCCCUUCUACUUACCUCUUCUAAUUCAACUUCUUGCCUGCUUCUUUGCUUUCCCCGGAUUUUUCCUGCUUAGUAAUCUGCUUUGUCAUAAAUUAAUAAUCUAUCACUAUUACCUAAUCU
Molecule: messenger RNA, 1785 nt
Organism: Trichophyton rubrum CBS 118892
Lineage: Eukaryota; Fungi; Ascomycota; Eurotiomycetes; Onygenales; Arthrodermataceae
Exons: 7
Coding region: 1-1605 (534 amino acids)
Biological process (GO): N-glycan processing; carbohydrate metabolic process
Cellular component (GO): endoplasmic reticulum; Golgi membrane
Molecular function (GO): mannosyl-oligosaccharide 1,2-alpha-mannosidase activity; calcium ion binding
Source: RefSeq, a predicted model, not a curated record